This is a messenger RNA of Culex quinquefasciatus (southern house mosquito), 1229 nucleotides long. RefSeq lists its product as uncharacterized. Lineage: Eukaryota; Metazoa; Arthropoda; Insecta; Diptera; Culicidae. Gene Ontology annotation, molecular function: zinc ion binding. The transcript has 4 exons. Bases 112 to 1119 code for a protein of 335 amino acids. Gene Ontology annotation, cellular component: plasma membrane. The record is from RefSeq and is a predicted model, not a curated record. Gene Ontology annotation, biological process: synaptic signaling.
ACACGCAGUUGGAGUUGGAAUUUUCGCGUGCGUAGGUUGGAUUUUUGUUAGUUGUAUUUUGUAAAUUUAACAUUUUGAAUCAGUUAGAGGCAUAGUAUAAUUUUCAUUCAAAUGGCACAUGCUAAUAAAGAGGUCAACUGCUCAUUCUGCAACGAUGAACACGUGUUGUGGAACCAGUUUGAAUGUUUAGUGUGCCUCGAUUACAAUUUGUGCCUAAAAUGCCACGAAAAGCAGCGCUACAACAGGCAGCACCGACCGUAUCAUCCGAUGCAGUUGGUAAUGUCACAGUUGGAUUAUUUCAAGUUCCGGAAUAGUGUUGUCCAGCCAAAUAUUGGUUUGAGUUGUCCAUUUUGUGGCAACAUCAAGUCGAACAUUGAUGAAUUUUUGCAACACUGCUUUGUGAGACACGAUCAAGAUCUGUACAAUGUGAGAUGUCCCAUUUGUGUCAGUUUUUGCAUCCCGGAAUGUCAAAAUAUUGUUUCGCCGGCCAUUUCUUUUAAGAAACAUUUGGAAAAAUGCCAUGAAGUGCGUCAAAAAGUGUCAAUCUGCACCACGUGCACCAAGUAUAAUUUUCAAGGAAACCGUUACGUGUGUUUGCUCUGUCCCGAGUACGAGCAAUGUGUAGAUUGUUAUACAUCCAAGAGGCAAAACCAAGAUCAUAAGCCGUAUCAUCCCAUGCAGAAGAUUCUACCGAAAAAGGCUUAUGCUGUUCAGAAUCCACCGCCGGCUAGAAUCUACCGAUGUCCGUUCUGUGGAGAGGACGAUUUUAGUGUCGGUGGUUUAGCGAAUCACUGCUUUAAACUACACGUUGACUGUAAAAUGAGUUCGAUCCGCUGUCCAAUCUGCGUCGUAUGUCGAUUACAAAUUGAAGACGACUCUCUACCGAAGGGCUCUUUCUUUGACCAUCUGAUGAUGGUGCAUGGGUUGUUUCCCAAAGCAGAUCGUCAGCAGGAGCCCGAGGAGCCCACCGAAUGUACGGUUUGCAAGCUGGAGCUGGACGGCGAAGCGGCUGCGAAGAAGUACUACCAGUGUUCGCACGAUUGCUUCCAUGACCGGUGCAUAAGAUUCUGGCUGUCUAGCAAUCCCAUUUGUCCGAUUUGCCAUGCAGAUGCAGCUUAGUAUAAGAUUUUUUUUUUUGCUGUAUUUACAAUUUUUUAACUAACACUAUUUUUCAGAGCCUUAAUCUUAAUUUUAUGCAUUCGUUCCAAAUAAAUCUACCAUUACCGCUA